Alexandromys fortis (reed vole) is the source of this 7999-nucleotide messenger RNA. RefSeq names its product adhesion G protein-coupled receptor F1 (gene Adgrf1). The transcript has 16 exons. Gene Ontology annotation, cellular component: plasma membrane; cytoplasmic vesicle. Gene Ontology annotation, molecular function: G protein-coupled receptor activity. Gene Ontology annotation, biological process: regulation of lipid metabolic process; fat cell differentiation; synapse assembly. The record is from RefSeq and is a predicted model, not a curated record. Bases 5261 to 7987 code for a protein of 908 amino acids. NCBI's taxonomy places the organism in Eukaryota, Metazoa, Chordata, Mammalia, Rodentia, Cricetidae.
AUGGGUUUUGUGGGUGCACAUGCCCUGUGCACUUGUAUGGAGCCCAAAAAUUGACUUCUAAUGUUUUCCUCUAUUGAUUUGCAUCUUAAGACUUUUUUAAAAAAAUAGGUCUCUCACUACUAGAGCUCAGUGAUAGGCUAGAUUGACCAGUGAACUCCAGAGAUCCUCCUGUCUCUACCUAUCGUGCAGCGGUUAUGGACACCGUAGCCUUGCCUGAAUUUUAAUAUAAUUUUAAUAGACCAAACUCAGGUCUCCACACUAACACAGCAAGCACUUCACUCACUGAGACAUCUUCACAGCCUCCCAGUGUCUCUCUUAAUGCAUGUAGCUCUAACCACGGCAGUCCACACUGUUAUACGGCUAUUAGCCAAUGCAUUUCACCAUGCAGUCUUCUUUACGCAGUGGUUGACAACAAAUCAGUUCGUCUGAUUGGCAGAAUGUCCAUGAAGAAGAGGUGACUGAGCUAAAUAAUUCUUUGGCCCCUUUAAGAGUAAUAAUUAAUAAAAAUUCCAUCUCUGUUCCAAACCAAGACCUUAGCUCUCAGUUCAUCUCAAAGAUGCUCAGAGCUGAAUGAUCAGUGUGAGGAGUUUUGUAAUAAUAGGAGCGGUGGGGCUGCGUCCCCAGCACCCCAGCCACCAGACUAGCUUAUGCCCCGAAAUAACAACACACAAACUGUAUUCAUUUAAGCACUGCUUGGCCCAUUUCUAUCUAGCCUCUUCUAGGCUAACUCUCUCACCUGGACUAGCCCAUUUCUAAUUAUGUGUGUAAGCACCCCAAGGUGCGCUUUCCGGGAAGAUUCUAGCCUAUGUCCAUCCUGGGUCAGAGCUGCCUGAGAGAGCGGAGCCUGGCGUCUCUGCUCCAGAGAGCAGAGCUGUCAAGUCUGAGCUCACUUCCUCUUCCUCCCAGCAUCCUGUUCUGUUUACUCCUCCCACCUAUGUUUUAACCUAUCAGGGCAAGCAGUUUCUUUAUUUAAUUAACCAAUGACCUUCCUCCAUCAGAGGAGAAAACCAGCUCAUUGAACAUCAUCAAGACUUUCAGGCUUGUGUUUGGUGAUGGACAUGAAUGAACGGAAGAACAAUUGUACGAGCGCUCUGGAGGGGAAAUAAACAGAACACACACAGAUGCUGAGUCUGAGCACCUUUGAGGGAACCCGGUGUUAUCCCUCACAGAAGAGAUGGUAAUGCCAACACAGCUGUCAGCCCGGCAUUAGCCACCCCCAGAGUGAAAUGUGAUGUAAAUACUCAUGCUCUGGUGACAAGGACAACCCACCUGUGGAUUACACAAAGAUUCUGGGCUCGCUCGCUCUGGCUUGGAAGGAAAUGGAUUGAAAUGCCAUGAGGUUUGUGUCUAAGAAUGUAAAGUUAAGCAGGAUGUAUAUGGUUACUACCCACAUGCAUCACACACACCCACACAUACACACACACACACACACACACACACACACACACACUUUACUUUCUUUAGGUUGAGGGUCCUCCUUUGAGUGAGGUCAUUUAGCUCCUGGAAGAAACGCGCUCUGGUUGUUACCUGAAGACCUCCAGGCCACAAUAUCUGUGAUGUGGGUCUUCACAUCGACGGCAUCACUUGGAUCAAGUUCAUUUGACUCAGAAUUAAAGUGCAGUUGUGAUGUAAUCCAGCAAGGAGCUGCACAAACGGUAAUAAGAGUAAAGUACUGCUGACCUGCAUGGAUGACAGUGGACAAUGGUCACUGUUUGGGCCACUUUACAUACAGUAGCUCAUUAGACUCUCCCAGGAACUUGGGAAUUAUACCCUGAUUCCCUUAUCUUUCUCUUCGGUUUUCAAGGCAGGGUUUCUCUGUAUAGCCUUGGCUGUCCUGAAACUCACUUUGUAGACCAGGCUUGCCUCGAACCCACAGAGAUCUGCCUGCCUCUGUCUCCCUAGUGCUGGGAUUAAAGGUGUGUGCCACCACCACCUGGCUUGACUCCCUUAUCUUAAAGGUAAAUAAACAAAGACAUAGAAAGCCUAGAACAUAGACUUCCAGUUGUGAACAGUUGUGAACGUCAAUACCAGAGGGAAGGCAGGCUAGCUCUAGAGCCUGUCUCGAUCUGUGUACCUUGAGAUGUCAUUUCUCUCCCUUUGAUUUGUCCAAUACAUGAUGCCCAGUUUAAUUUGAAUGUUACAAGUACCACACAGAGCAAAACUAUCCUAAAAUGUUAAUCAUUGCUUCUUUAAAAUUCAGAUAUACCUGCUUUUGGGUUUCUUGUUCUUAUUUAACGUAUUGUCCAACCCUGCAAUACACACUAAGGAACCAGAGAGGAAAAUGAUUAGUUCAAACCUUAGCACAGUGGUGGUUGAUAUUGAUGUGAACCUGUCUAUGAGGGACUUUCUGAAUUAGAUUAAAUGAGGUGGGACGAUCCUUAAAUGUGGUGACCCUAUUCCAGAGACUGGCAUCUGAGACUGGCUAAAACAGAGACACGGGGCUACCCACCAGCUCUCUCUGCCUCGUGUCAUUGCAAUGUGACCAGAAAACUCAGCCCCUGAUACCAUGCCCUCCUGGCUUAGAGGACGGUACCUUCAAGUCAUGAGCCCAAAUGAGUCACCCCUUAUGCUAGUUGCUUUUGCCUGAUGUUUUGUCACUGUAUAACAUUGACCAAUACAGGAGAUACCAAAACCUGGACCAGGACGUCUAUUGUAGAACCAGGUCUAGUAUAUAGAUCUUUUACCUAGCCUAGAAAUUGUCCGGAAGUACAUCCACCUGGAUAUAAGCAUUGCUAAAUACUUUAAUAGUAUCCAUAGCUAGGCUGAACUUGUUCAAGGUUUGACAGGCUUUAGGUAAAAUAUGUAUGUCUCUGUUUUCUAAAGAGUGCCAAAAUGUUCUCUUCUAGUCUCAAUCCUUCCCGUCUCUCCUCUGCUGCUUCUUUAUUUUCUCUUCUUUCUUUUUUAGAGGCAUUUAAAAAAAUGAUUUAUUUAUUUGUUUUUGUUUUAUAUGCAUUGGUGUUUUGCCUCCAAGUGAGGGUGUCAGAUCCUGGAACUUGAGUUACAGACAGUUGUAAGCUGCCAUGUGGGUGCUGGGACUUGAACCUGGGUCCUUUGGAAGAACAAGCAGAGCUCUUGGCCAUGGAGCCAUCUCUUCAGCUCUUCCCUUCUUUCUUUAUGGUGUAUCUAUUCAUGAUCAGCCUACAGAUCAAUGCAAACCUCGACUGUACAUCACUGAUUACCAUUUCUGGAAAAGUCUCAAGAGGCGGUCCAGAGGAAGGGGCAGGGGAAUAAUGAGGUGGAGAGGAGGCUUCCUUAGGAUGACCGGAGCUGUCACUCAGGCCGUCUGAGCUGGGUUUGCAGUCUGAGGCUGCACACAGGAGAAAAUGUUCUUAGCAAGAGAGAACAGAGAGUUGUGGGAAGCACAUGACACCCAGGCCUUUCAUUUUGGAACAGUCCUUGUCACACUAAGAGGGGAUAGAUAGGACACAUAUGCAGAGACUGUUAUCCUUUCUGAAAGCUCCAGGGUUACAAGCCACAAGCAAAAGAAUACCUGGCAAUUCAAAUUAGAAAAGUCUUCCUGGAAAUGGAGAAAAAGAGGAAGCAGGUAGCUCCACCUCCCCUAGCUAUGCGAAUACUACAUCGAAGUAUUAGCUUAGUCACGCUUGACAACUUAACAAUAUAAAACUGAAAUAAAAUAAAACAAAAGAAAAUAUCCAAGGUUUGGUUAUAUCCAGUGGUGUGGAUAUACAUACCCAUAAUCUCAGAAAUUCAGAAGUAGAGGCAGGAGGAUGAGGUGUUCACGCUCACCCAUUGCUGCACAGUGAGUUUGCAGCAGGCCUGUGCUACAUGGGACCUUGACUCAAAAAACAAUGUGCUUAUUAGUUUAAAUUGUCACCCUAACGUAACUUAGAGUCAUCUGGGUGGAAAGCCUUGCUUGAGAAACUGUCUGCAUUGGGUUGGCCAGUAGGGAGUGUGCUGAAGAUUGUCUUGAGUGUUAGGUGAGGGGGUGAACUCACCAUGAAUGUAGGCUUUCUUUCUCCAUGGCUUUGUCAGGGCAUUUUAUCAUAGUAGUGGAAGAGAAACUAGAAUACACACAUGCACACGUGCACACAUAUACACACGCAGAGAGUCACACAGACACAUGCAGAGACACACACAGACAUGUGCAGGUGCGUGCACAUGUACACAGACAGACAGACACACACACAGACAGACAGAGACAGAGAGACAGAGAAUAUCCAAAGUACAACUCAGGAAAGAAUAUGGUUAUUCUGUGUGUGCAUGUACAUAUAUUCAUGUAUAAAAUAAAAUACUCAUUAAUCCAAUCAUUGUGGCUGAUACCGUGUGUCUGCCCUGAAUAAAUGCAGUCAUUUUCUCAUCAUUAUUUCCCAAGCAAUACAACAUAACAUCUGUUUCCAUAGCACUGGCAUCACACUGUGUUCAGGUGAUCCACAGAUGACCUCGGAACCUGUGGGAAGAUGUGUCUCAGUCAUUGUCAGAUACUCUGCCCUUUAGGAUGCUAUGAUCCUUUAACACAGUUCCUCAUGUCAUGGUGACCUCCCAACCAUAAAAUUAUUUCCAUUGCUACUUCCUAACUGUAACUUUGCUACUGGUGUGAACUGUAGUUUGUAAUUAUCUGAUAUGUAGAAUAUCUGUUAUGCAACUUUGACCCCCAAAGGUGUCAUGACCCAUAGGUUAAGAACCAUAAUUCUCCCAGUCUGUAUGAGGGAUUUGUGCAGAUGUUGAUAUGUUCAGUGUCCCUGGACCAGUCCCCAAAUUCUGACACAGAAAGACAAGCGUGUGUGUGUUGUACUGUGUUACUGCAGGCUGGAAAAACUUUUUUGAAAUGUUCUUCUUCACAGACAAAUACCCCUUAGCUUAGCUUUGGACAACAGUGAAUGCAUACAGUAACAGACGCACUUCAGAGCAGAUAAGCCAAGACCUAAAAGAAUGAUUGAGGCACAGGCUUCCACCUGCCGACUCACCCAGCUCAAGAUCUAAGAGGAGUCUCUGGCAAGCAGGAAGGAGGGCGGGAUAUGAGAGGACCAUUCCUUCAUCCUAGAGGGCAAGUGAUACAGAUGCCAUAUGGGCGCAACACUCCAUUAGCAGGCCCCAGAAAGCCCUUGAAAACCAGCCAUGGGUAUGGUAGUCCUCCCCCAUCCCUGAUGCUUUUCUCUUUAGGUCUGAGAGCAGCAUCCGGUGGGGAUGACAGUGUGCACAUGAAGGUUACGUUCCUCAAGGAGCAAGUGUACAGCCUCCUGAGAGACCAGACUCGGGGUGUCUAUGUUCGGUUUAGAGCGGGGAGAAGGCGCUACUGGAAAUGAGAGUUGGAUUGCUGUGGCUCAUUGCUCUUUUCCCGGUGACUGAGGGCACCAAAGACUUCCUGCAGAAAAACCAUGACAACCAAACCAAAGGAGAUGUCGGUGUGGUUGAGAAAAGAGAUCCAGCCCAGGAGUAUGAGAUCCUGCUUCAGAUGACAUACAGGAAUCCUGGGGAGAAGAAAGAAUUGAAAAGAUUUCUGAAGCAUUUGAAAUCUCCGUCACAGUGCUUACAGGGGCCCAGCAAGAUCGUCAAAGUGAAGGCCACCACAUACUGCAGAAACCUGAAGGGGUUCCCGGAGUGUGCCUGUGAAGACAGCUAUAUGUGGUUUCCUCCCUCCUGUCUUGACCCCCAGAACUGCUACCUUCAUACAACUGGACCCCUCCCAAGCUGUAAUUGCCAUCUUAAAGACCUCAGCCGGAGUGUCAACUUCUGUGAGAGAGCAAAGGUUUGGGGCACUUUUAAAAUUAAUGGAGCUUUUAUCAAAGACCUUUGGAAUUCCUCUUCUGCUGUAUACGCCAACUACAGAACUGAAAUUGAAAAGCAACUUGAAGAAGCAUACAGAGGAAUCCAUGGUUUUGAGUCAGUUCAGGUCAUGCAAUUUCGAGAGGGAAGCAUCGUUGUGGGCUAUGAAGUAACUGGCUCCAGUAGCACAGCUGAGCUCCUGUCUGCCCUGGAGCAGGUGGCAGAAGAGGCACUGGUGGCCCUGAAAAGGCGGUUCUCUGUUGAAGACGGCUCCUUUCGACUGCUCGGGAAAGCCCCGUGUAACAGCGUCUCCUUUGGAUUCGGGUCUGAGGAUGAUGAAUAUACUCUACCCUGUAGCAGUGGCUUCCUGGGAAACAUCACCAUCAGGUGCCAGCACUCUGGGUGGCAGGUCACCAAGGAGUACUGCGUGCUCUCUCAGCUGGCGGAACUGAAGAAGAAUUUCAGUAUGUUGUCAAGCAAUGUCACAGAGGCAGACGUGUCAUCUUUGGUACAAAACCUUUCUGCCAUUGUUCAGCAAAGCCCGUCCACCACGGCUGGGACUCUGUCUUCUGUGGUGUCGCUCCUGAGGGGCGUGUCAUCCCUGUCGCUGAAGAACUCUUUAAGGGUGUCUAAUUUGACCCUGCAGAAUGUCAUCAACAUAGCCAAUCACAUCCUGGAUUCAGCCUCCAUAGCUAACUGGACAAUUUUAUCCCAAGAAGACAGGAGUACCAGCUCCCAGCUGCUGGAGGCUCUGGAGAUCACCAGCAUUCUGGUACCUUCCAGUAAUCUGCCUCUUCAUUUUUCUCAAACAUUCAUCGACUGGAAAGGGAUUCCAGUUACCCAGAUCCAAAGCACACAGGGUUACAACUACCAGAUUGAUAUGAGACAGCAAAACGCCUCUCAGCCCAUCCAGGGUCACGUGCUUAUCAAACCAGAGCAAUUCCAGAAACCCCAGCCAAAGACUAUUAUCAGCAUGACCUCAUUGACCUUUGGGAGCAUUCUACCCACCACCCACAGCGGAAGUGCACAGAUCAACGGGCCUGUGAUAUCCACUCUGAUCCAAAACUAUUCCAUCAAUGAAAUUUUCCUGAACCUUUCCAAGAUAAAGGGAAACCUGAGCCAACCUCAUUGUGUGUUUUGGGAUUUUAGUCACUUGCAAUGGGGCGAUGCAGGCUGCCAGCUAGUUAACGAAAGUGCAGACACAGUCCUGUGCCGAUGUACUCACCUGACGGCCUUCUCCAUGCUGAUGUCUCCCCUUGUCCCCUCCUCGGUUGUCCCUGUGGUGAAAUGGAUCACUUACAUAGGGUUGGGCAUCUCCAUUGCAAGCCUACUCUUAUGCCUGAUCAUCGAGUUUCUGUUUUGGAAGCAAACCAAGAAAAGCCAAACCUCAUACACACGUCAUGUUUGCCUGGUGAACACCGCCCUGUCUCUCUUAAUUGCUGAUGUCUGGUUUAUCGUUGCUGCCAUUGUCGACCCCACCGCCAGCGCUUCUGGUGUCUGUGUAGCCGCAGUGUUCCUCACCCACUUCUUCUACCUCGCUUUGUUCUUCUGGAUGCUCGCGCUCGGCAUCCUGCUGGCUUACCGCAUCGUGUUCGUGUUCCAUCACGUGGCUAUGCCCACCAUGAUGGCUAUAGGGUUCUGCCUGGGCUAUGGGUGCCCUCUCCUUAUAUCCAUCAUCACCAUUGCAGUCACCCAGCCUAGCAACAGCUACCGAAGGAACAACGUGUGUUGGCUUAACUGGUCGGACGAGAGCAAACCUCUCUUGGCGUUCGUUGUUCCUGCAUUGACUAUUGUGGCUGUGAACUUGACUGUGGUGCUGCUGGUCCUUAGGAAACUCUGGAGGCCAGCAGUUGGAGACAGACUGAGUCGGGACGACAAGGUCAUCGCCAUCCGCAUGGGAAAGAGCCUCCUCGUUCUGACCCCACUGCUAGGGCUCACCUGGGGCUUCGGGAUAGGAACGAUGGUGGACAGCCAGAACCUGGCUUGGCACGUUCUUUUUGCUUUACUCAAUGCUUUCCAGGGAUUUUUCAUCUUCUGUUUUGGAAUUCUCUUGGAUAAUAAGCUGCGGCAACUUCUGUCGGACAAGUUGACUCCAUUAAGUUCCUGGAAGCAAACAUCAAAGCAAAACUCCUCGGAUAUAGUUACCAAGUCCAAAUGCUUAAAGCCAUUCAGCAUAUUGCAACACAAAGGCACGUAUGCCCUUUCUCACACUGGAGAUUCGUCCAACGAGAUCACAUUAACCCAGUUUUUAUCAACGGAAUAAAGAUAGGAGUUG